UUCGAGUUUUGGUCUCAGUCCAUUACUCUGGAUAGUGAUAGAAGUUCUUUGUCUACAUUAUACGAUCUUGGAUUUGUUACAACAGUUCCCUUAUACUCCUCUAUGAAUGCUUUUUGGAAUUCUUUUCACAAUUCUUUGGAAAUUAAUAAAUGCGGCAUAGAUGGGUGUCGACGGGUAUUAUCUAUAAUUGCUAAUGAUUUCAACUAUGAAGUUAUUAAAAAAAACUUAGACGUUUCGAAUGAUUUAAUUCGUGCUGUACAAAAGCAUGCAUGCAUUUAUGGACCUGGAGAAUUAGUUACUAACAAACCUGUAAUUAAACAUGAAAAAAUGACUUCUGUUGCAGAUCUGAAUCCUAUUUGGGACAGAGGUAGUGGUAAUAAUACAUUACCUGGAAAUUUUAACUGGUUUGAGUGGCAAUGGCUAACAACGGGCGAAUUUUCCGGAUGUAUUAAAGCACGAGAUAUUCCUAGUAUAGCAGAAUUAGAUAAAUUUCGCAAAAAAGACAUUCAUAAGCCCACACCAAAAGUAUCGACACAUACUAUACCUUCAUCAGAAUGGGAAAUGCUAAUGCCAAAUUCAUCAC
Dentiscutata erythropus is the source of this 583-nucleotide messenger RNA. The record is from the annotation of a GenBank genome assembly. Lineage: Eukaryota; Fungi; Glomeromycota; Glomeromycetes; Diversisporales; Gigasporaceae.